AAAAAAAUAACAGAAGUCCAUAAAAAACAUUAAAGUAAGUGCUGUCAACUCGGCCCUUACAGCGCCAAUUUUGGCUUCUUUUGACCCCACAUUCAGUUACAUGACGAUUUUUAUUUUAAAAACAUAUAUCAUAAAAUGUCAGGCAAUUUUAAGGCGAAAAUCAUCAAAAUUUUCUGAAAAUCCUUUAGCGCUUUUUAGAGCCCGUACUUAUUUAUUGGAGACAGUUGGCAACAGUGGGGAAGACAAAUUUGUUUACAAAUGUCAAAUCUAUAAGUAAAAUGUGUUAUAACGGAUAGAUUUUCGUUCGAUUCAAAUAUUUUUUGCGAAAACAAAAGAAGUGAAAUAAACUUUUUCGAAUAUUGACUUAAAAUUUUAUUGUCACAGGAUCAAAAUUCGCCAUGUAUGAAAUAACAUCAAAUGAAACUACAUACAAAGUACCAUUGGACAAGUUAGAUUUAAGCUACUUACACAGGCACUUUGAUAAUGGUUCAGCUAAGUCAAUGCCGUUAUGGAGUCUUCCCAUUGGUGAACAAUAUUAUAAAUUCAAGCUCAACGCUUGGAGGGUGCCUGCAAGUGGGCAUGAGGAUGAAACCAUUGACGACCUCUCAUAUGACACUCAACUAUGCCAUAUUUGCAACAUACAUGUUCCACUACAAUACAUAAAUGAGCACAGAAACAGUAUAACUCAUACUAAUAUGAAGAAAAUACAAGAUUUAAUAUUACGGCGAGGUAAAAAGAGUCUUAAUUGCAAUGCCGUAACAUCGAAAUCAGAUGCUAAUUAUUACUGCGACGAUUGUUCAAUAGUUGUUUCGAAAAGCAGAAAAGAAAAACACGAAUCAUCAUAUACUCAUAAGAUGUCUCUAAGAAACAAAGAUUUGAUCGAAGAGUUCCUGAAAUUCUAUUCGAAAGAUUUGUACGAUGUGAAUGUUAAGAAAACAUUACUAUACCAAGAAUAUUACAAUAAGUUUGUUAACAGAAAGAAUCUGUCAUACAAAAUUGAAAUUGUCGACGAUGAUUUUCUAUCAGUUAUUAUAAAGGGAAAGCAUCUAAAGAUAGACGCUGAUAAAUAUCACGGUUUCAUGAAAACUGACGUUGAACUAAUUUGUGUUCUAUGUGAGGUUCAAUUUAGAGCGGUCAUUGAAAUAAUCAAGACCCAUGUAGAAGGAAAAAAGCAUCGGAAAAAGAUAGCUUGUGAUAUGCAUGACGAGCAUUGUAUUCGCGAGAUAAACGACCUCAUCGCUCACUGCGUGCUUUGCAACGAAUUAAUUCCACGAGCCAGAAUCGCCGGCCACAAGGUUCUGAUUUCACAUUUAGUUAAACUUUAUCGCGCACAAGGUAAAAAAGAUAUCGAAGAUUUUAACAAAAACUAUGUAAUAACUGGAGAUAAUAAGUUUAGGAAUUUAACCGAUGAAGUAACUGAUCAUGUAGGUAAUAUAAGUGAAAGUAGUUCUCAAGAAUAUAAGGAAGAAGUAGGUAAUAAUGGGAACUGGGCAAUGGUACAAAAUGAAAAUUUAACAUUCGAUAAUACCUCUUACAUCAAUCAAACAUAUUGCAAUGUAUGUUCUGUAUAUAUAGACACACAUAAUUUUAAAAGUCAUACAAUGGGUAAUAUUCAUAAACAGUUACAAUCCAGUAAAUGUAAAGUUGAUGAGAAUAAUCUCGUAAAAAUAAAGAAUAUUAUUAACAUGGAUUUAGCUGUACAUGGUGACGAUGUAAAGUUUACAGCAUCAAAUAUAUUGUCUGACGCUACAAAUGUGGUUGAAGAGCGCAAUGUAAAAGUAAUUGAUACAAAUAAAAUUCGUACUGAUCUGGAAAACGAAAUUACUAAACCAGUUUCAGAAAAUAACGUUCAAAAUUCUGAUUUAGCGUCAGAAUUAAAAGAAGCAUCUACCUCUACUAUGGUUAAAAUAGAUAAAUCCACAUCUGAUUCUUCUAUAGAAAAAAUUGAUUUAAGAAACGUUAACGAUAAAAUAUCAAAACCAAAUAAUUACACUGAACUUUCAGAAACGGAAUCAAUAGAAAUUCCAUCAGAUUUUAUGGAAAAUAUAAAAUAUCUGCUCCUUGAAACAAUCAUUGAAAAAGAAAUAAUUUGCAAAAUGAAGAAGAAGUUGAAUAUUCAGAUGAAGAAGAAUUUGAAUACUCAGAUGAAGAAGAAGUUGAAUAUUCUGAUGAAGAAGAAUUUGAAUACUCAGAUGAAGAAGAAGUUGAAUAUUCUGAUGAAGAAGAAUUUGAAUACUCAGAUGAAGAAGAAGUUGAAGUUUACGAGCAACGCUAUUAUCAAGUUGCUGUAA
Molecule: messenger RNA, 2291 nt
Organism: Amyelois transitella
Lineage: Eukaryota; Metazoa; Arthropoda; Insecta; Lepidoptera; Pyralidae
Product: protein PF3D7_1417600-like
Exons: 5
Coding region: 399-2291 (630 amino acids)
Molecular function (GO): zinc ion binding; nucleic acid binding
Source: RefSeq, a predicted model, not a curated record